Molecule: messenger RNA, 3339 nt
Organism: Egretta garzetta (little egret)
Lineage: Eukaryota; Metazoa; Chordata; Aves; Pelecaniformes; Ardeidae
Gene: TTC33
Product: tetratricopeptide repeat domain 33
Exons: 5
Coding region: 94-879 (261 amino acids)
Molecular function (GO): protein binding
Source: RefSeq, a predicted model, not a curated record
GAACAGUGAAACCUGGACUCUUAAAAUGGAAGGGGAUUCUUGCCAAUGACUGAGAUUUCGUCCAUGGAAAACUGCUAGCUUACAGUUCUCCAAAUGGCUUCUUUUGGGUGGAAGAGAAAGAUCGGUGAGAAAGUUUCAAAAGCUACUUCUCAGCAAUUUGAGGCAGAAGCUGCAGAUGACAAGGAUCUGGCUGAUGAUGAUGAUGGUAACUGGGUGCAUGCAACUAAGAGAAGAAAGGAAGUUCUCUUAGAAGACUGUGUAAAGAAAAGUAAGCAGCUGAAGGAUGAAGGUGCAAGCUUGGCUGAAAAUAGGAGGUACCGAGAGGCUAUUCACAAGUGGGAUGAAGCGCUUCAAUUAACUCCAGAGGAUGCUACGCUUUAUGAGAUGAAAUCACAGGUCCUGAUGUCUUUACAUGAAAUGUUCCCAGCGGUGCAUGCAGCAGAAAUGGCUGUCCAGAGAAACCCACGUUCCUGGGAUGCCUGGCAGACUUUGGGACGUGCCCAGCUCGGAUUAGGAGAGAUAGCACUGGCAAUCCGAAGUUUCCAGGUAUCCCUACACAUCUUUCCAAUGAACCCUGAAGUAUGGAAAGAGGACCUUUCCUGGGCAAGAAAACUACAUGAACAGCAGAAGGCAACAAAGACUGAGGCAGUGCAAGCACUGGCAAAAGAAAAAGACCCUGCACAAGAAUCAAUCCCAGACUAUGACUUUGAAAGUGAUGAAAUUGUGGCAGUCUGUGCUGCCAUUGCAGAGAAAGAGAAAGCUCUUUCUGCAGCUAAAACGGUGGUGAUUGUGUCUGCUUCAGGCACAGUAGAGACUGUUACUGAGAAUGAGAAUUGUCCUACAAGUCCUGAUGAAACCCUUUUCAUCAGAGCCCGAUAGGGCAGCCUCAUGGGUUGCCAGUACUGGCAACCAGUUACAGUUACCAGUACUUUAAGAACUAGUGUUAUUUAUUGUAUUGGGCUUGCUUUGGUUUUGUUUUUUAAGCAGUGGGAGAGCCCAAAAAAGUUAAAGAAUAGAAGUUUCUUUUGUAAAUUGAAAAAGCAAGGACCUGAUUUGUUGUUCCAUCCAUAUUUUUGGAGAAGAAAGCUGAGAGUUGAUUCUAAAAGUCUUGUGAAGAAAUGUAAUGUUAAAAUGCUUAACUACAUUCUAACAACUGCUUUCAUCUUUCUGUAUUUCAUAAUUUUACAAGUUAGUGUCUGCAUUCUCCCAGUAAUUAAUAACCUUUAAACUGUGAAAGAAAAAGGGAUUUUUUAAAAAUCAAUUUCAGUCCUUAUUCGUUAACAUUAUUUAUCUUCCAGUUAAAGUGUGAACUGUUCUCUGUUAUCAGGAGUCUCUAUUUUCAUUAAGAUUACUUUUCCUAUGAAGCAGAGCUGUGUUAUUGUUUUGCUUCUGUGUGUGUGUGAGAUAGAUCUGGCAUCUGAUUUGUAGUUAAUUGAAAUCAGUAGAAACCCUUAUGUUGCUUUCAUAGGUGAACGGGUUGAACACUUUCUGAUUAGAUGAACAGAAAUGCUAUACCAAACAAGCCCCUGAAUGCUUAGUUAUUACUUAAUGUUUCACCAGAAGAAAGAACGUUCAGCUGAGACUGAAAUUGGCCUUUCCUUAUCUUGAGGGCUGUGCUACAGACAUGACCAGAAGUAAAAUGGUGGGAGUUGGAAAUAGGUAUGUCUGAAGUCUGUUACGGUUAGCCUUUUCUUUCCUAGUGAGGCUAAUCUGAUAAAGGGAGUCAAUUUGUUUUUCCAAAUUCUCAUGACCUGCCAUUUGAAGUAUGUACUUAGCGGGCCAGUUUUUCAGGACAGCAUUGACUGAGUCUUCCUUUUUAUCUUUUUUGGAUUUUGGAUUGGGGUGGUGGGUAUUCACAGUGUGUUAAUUUAGAGGCACAACAUAAGGGAUUUGUUUAAUGUUCAUCUUUCUUUCGGGGAAGGCAGCUGUUGGUUCAGAGAAACAAAGUCAGGCUGUUUCUUGGAUGUGCUCCGUGCUGAGACUGCUCUCUCUUCAUUGUCUCAGAGACGUGGUAGAGAUGGUUGCCUCCUAACUGCACUGGAAAAAAUGGUCAGCUGAGGGAUUCCCGGAGAAUUCAGGAUCAGGAAUACGUAAUUUCUACGUGAUAACAUUUUACAUUAUAAAAACAUUUGAAUAAUACUUUUGUAGACAAGUGAAACCUUUUGAACUCGGCCAUCUUUGCAUUUUUCGCAUCUGAUUUCUAUUUUCAGAAAACCACAUUUUUAAAGGAAAUAAUCUUGCUCGAGAAGCAUACUGAUUUUUGCAAUACAAAGUGGACUGUAGAAAAAUUACUUAUCUCAGAUCAUACUCUCAGUUGAGUAUCUUAUUCAAGGGGACACUUACAGUCUUUGCAGAAAUUAAAUAUCCCUUUCAAAAACUUGAUUGCCAUGUUGUGCUUAUUAAGUUUUCAUUAAUUUUUGCAAGAUUCCUCCUGAAUGUAUUUUUCUCUAUAUAUGAAUUUUCAGACCUGUGCUUGCAUGCACACACACAAAAAAUUCACACUUUUUAACAUCUCCUGAAUAUUCAAGAUAAAUAUAAUGACAGCAACUAAAAUAUAUUAAGAAAUGUAAAACAUCACCAUGCUACAUUUUUAUUUGUUCAUUCAGUUCAGAAAUAGAUCAUAAAUGCUUACUGAAUAGGCAUUUGAUAAGAUAUGGUUUGAUAGACAGCUUAAAUUGUCACCGUUGAAGAAUUUGUUCAUCUUAUUUUUCCUACCAACUUAAAUAGUAAUACAAUCUAAUCAACCAUAGGAAGAGUUAGUAUGAGAAGGAUUUCGGCAGAUUUCUUCAAAGAGGAGACAUUCUCUGGCUAGAACAGGAAAUGUGCAGGAAGCCAUAAGGUGUGUUUCCAUUCUGAAGGAGCUCGGCUAUACUCCAAGACACCUUUUAUUUCUUUACGCUCUAUACUUGCGUCAGUGUUACGUGUUUACUCAUACAGGAAGGACUGCCUCCCUCCUUUCAGAGGUCACCGUUAUCACAGAAUCUGUUUCCACUGAAAUGGUUCACAAAAUUCCCGUUGACUUCAGCACUGCUGGGCCAAACUGGUGGAGGGGUGCACAUCUGCACCAUCAGGCAGAAUGGCUGCCCUGGGCUUGAGGGGUGGUGGUUUCCAUGCCCUGUACGAAAUGCAUUUUCCUUCUGAUUAGAUUAGGUUAUGAAUUCUAGGUGUUGCGGGGACUGUAGUGUCCUAUAGAGCACUGUAGAGCAGAUGAGUUCUGACACUGUUACACUGAAGCUGAGCAGAAGUUCAAAACCUGAUGAUUUCAACAUUGGUUUUUGUACAACAUGCCAUGUUCUGCAUGUAUGGGAUUUUUUUGAUCUGUUUGAAUAAAAUGCUGAC